UUUUGUACCUGUGGCACAUCUAAAAACUGCAGGACAGCGGCCCUUGAGGACUGGACUUUGACACCCUGGUCUAAAUGGAGGUUACAGGGUCUCGAACAGGUCACUCCAACAGGCCCUUACUUUGAAGACUCAGAACUGACACUGCUUCCGAGAUGAUCACCUCUCCUCAGGUCCAAUCCAUUGAGCCCAGUCCACUCCACCGCAGCGUGCUUCCUGAUGCUCCGGCUCUCUCGGGCUUGCAUCCUCAGCUGUCACUGCCAUCUCACUCAAACGCCUGCUCCGUGCACGUGAGCGGCAGACGUCGUUAUGGGCUCGUAAACAUAAGCAGGGGAAUAAUGGCUGCACAAGAGCCGUCUCCACCAUCUUCCCUGGAAGGCAACAAGCCCGGCUUCCCAAAGAAAAUUCUGGCCAACAACCUGGAGGACAAGCAUCUGUGCAACUCGUGUCAGAAAAUCCUGCGGAGGCCCCUGCAGGCCCAGUGCGGCCACCGCUUCUGUUCGUUCUGUUUCAACAAGCUGGUGAGUUCUGGACCACAGAAAUGCAGUGCAUGCAUCAAGGAGGAGUUGUUUGAGGAGCCCACCUCCAUUCUCAAGCCUGGCGGUGCGUUCCCAGACAACGCAGCUCGGAGAGAGGUGGAGGCCUUGGCAGCAGUUUGUCCUAAUGAAGGAUGCACAUGGACUGGAACCGUCAGAGAGUUUGAGGCCAGCCAUGAGGGCAACUGUGACUUCAUGAUCAUCAUGUGUCCGUCGUGCAAAGAGCUGAUGAGGGCCAAUGAACAGGAGCGCCACAACGAGCGAGAGUGUCCAGAGAGGACACUGAACUGCAAAUACUGCAAAGAGCCGUUCCUCUUAAAGAACAUCAAGGCUCAUGAUGAAAUCUGCCCAAAGUACCCAAUGAUCUGUGAAGGCUGUGCAAAGAAAAAGAUCCCUCGUGAGAAGUAUGUGGACCAUAUUAAGUUCUGCAGUAAAUUUAAAACACCAUGCAGAUUUCAUGUUGUUGGCUGCGAUACGUCUGUGGAGAAGGAGAAGAUCCACGACCACGAGCGGCAGUGUUCGUACGAGCACCUCAACCUGCUGCUGCAUUUCAUCAUGGGCAUCAAGGUGAGUCUGGAGAGCCUCCAACCGCAGACCUUAGAGGUGGCCAGCCAGAAGCUCCAGGUGCUGCACCAGUCCCUCAGAGAGCUGGAGCUGAAGAUGAGCCAGCUGGGUGGGGGCGGCCCCGCUCCCGUGCAGGGUGCAUGCGCUCUCACCCUGGCCACGUCCUUCACCCCGCUGCCCAGCGCCAUGGGUGCCGCCCUGGAGCUGCAGCUCCAGAGCGAGAAGACCAAGGUGGCCGAGCUGAGCCGGCGCUGCCAGGAGCUGGAGCUGAAAGUGAACACGUUUGAAAACAUCGUCUGCGUCCUGAACCGGGAGAUGGAGCGUUCCUGCACCACCAUGGAAGCCUACAACCGCCAGCACAGACUGGACCAGGACAAGAUUGAGAUUCUCAGCAACAAGGUCCGUCAGCUAGAAAGGACGGUCAGCCUGAGGGAUCUGUCCAUCGUGGAGAUGGAGGGGAAGAUGAGGGAGAUGUCUGCAGCCACCUACGAUGGCGUCUUUAUCUGGAAGAUCUCUGAUUUCACCAAGAAGAGGCAGGAUGCCGUGGCUGGCCGCGCUCCUGCUAUGUUCUCUCCCGCGUUUUAUACGAGUAAAUACGGCUACAAGAUGUGCUUACGAAUCUACCUGAAUGGUGACGGGACGGGCCGUGGCACACACCUGUCUCUGUUCUUUGUGGUGAUGAGAGGACACAGUGACGCACUCCUUAAGUGGCCUUUCAAUCAGAAGGUUACCCUCAUGCUGCUUGACCAGAACAACAGGGAGCACAUAAUCGAUGCCUUCCGGCCCGACAUCUCAUCUUCGUCCUUCCAGAGGCCCGUCAGUGACAUGAACAUCGCCAGUGGCUGCCCGCUCUUCUGUCCUCUGUCCAAGCUGGACUCCAAAAACUCCUACAUUCGUGAUGACACCAUCUUCAUAAAGGCCAUCGUCGACCUCACUGGGCUCUAGAGAAAUCUGUGUUCUGGUUGUAGCACUAGCAGAUGCUCGGCCGGCGUGAGCCUGGACUUCUGGUUCGUUUACAACUAAAGGGCUUCGCAUUUCAUCGGCAUCCACCUGAUGUCACACGCAGGCUUUCAUCCGCUCAGAGGCAGAACCGUUCAGCGGUUGCGUCUGAGCCAGCUGAUGUUUCCGUCGGCCAGCGACGCUGACAUGUAGGAAGUGCCACACUGCCUCACUGUUCUGCAACAGAAUAAACAAUGUUUUGAUAAAUACUGCUUCAGAAACUGAAACUAGUCACUUUUUGCUUUCCCUCCACCUCUGUUCCUGUGGAUCUGGGUUAUUCCUCUAAAGGCCUUGCUGAGAUUAGGAUGAAGAGCCUUCAUCUGUAGCGGUGACAUCAGUCGUACUCGUUCUUUCUGCUGCAUUCUGUGGAUAGGAAGUCAUGUGUUAGUAAACUCUUUGUACAGAGGAAAUUUUGUUCCAUAUUUGUAUUUUGAUUUAAUAAAGAUUUUAA
Gambusia affinis (western mosquitofish) is the source of this 2547-nucleotide messenger RNA. RefSeq names its product TNF receptor-associated factor 2-like. NCBI's taxonomy places the organism in Eukaryota, Metazoa, Chordata, Actinopteri, Cyprinodontiformes, Poeciliidae. Gene Ontology annotation, biological process: regulation of apoptotic process; protein K63-linked ubiquitination; positive regulation of JNK cascade. The transcript is spliced from 13 exons. The record is from RefSeq and is a predicted model, not a curated record. Gene Ontology annotation, molecular function: zinc ion binding; tumor necrosis factor receptor binding; ubiquitin protein ligase binding. Bases 153 to 2042 code for a protein of 629 amino acids. Gene Ontology annotation, cellular component: plasma membrane signaling receptor complex; cytosol; cytoplasmic side of plasma membrane.